CGCAGACUCAUGGCACAGAGUCACGAAGACGAGUGGGAGGCCCACCGCGAGGAGCUCAAACAUCUGUGGCUGGACCGAAAUUGGACUACCAAACAAGUUCAAGAAUACAUGUCCCAAAGCUACGGCUUCUACAGAAGUGAAAGCCAGUUUGCUCGUCAAUUCAAUAAAUGGGAAUACAAGAAAAAGGUAACCAGAGAAGACUGGCAGUUCGUCUCAUCUCGCCGGGAAAAACGAAAGCGAGAUGGGAAAGACCCGGGGUGGGUUUGGAUGCGUGGAAAGCGCGUCCCUGACCCCAAAGUCAGAAAAGAAAUAUCUCGCCAUGUUCCAUUAUCUUCAAAAUAUUCGGGGAUAGAGACGUCUGAUCCCAAGACACCAGAAGGAAUUCAUGUGUGCACACCUGGAGCACAACCUCCUGAUAUUGACACUGAACCCGACAGUCAAGCAAAUCUCCUUUUGAAUGACUGGUCGCAUCCCCCGAGCCUUGACUUUUCGAACUGGGUAAUCCCAGAAGCGUUGCAGCUCAGUAGUGCGGCCUCUCCACCGCCGAUCAUGCUGUCGGAUCCGAGUUCCUUAGAUUUUAUCUUGCAGAGGAACAGAGAGCCUACUACAGAUCCGUUCAAUCAUACUGGCAAUAUACUUGAAUGUGAUAUGCCUGUUUCUGUUCCUUUUCUUACAUCAGAAAGCGCAGAUUGGGGGGUUCAACCCCAGGACUGCAUAGCAAUCACCGAGAACGAGAGCAUGGCCGAGGGGACUCGAAUGAUUCUCUCGCAACAGUUUAAAUCGUUUGAUGGUUCAGACGGGCCAAGUUUCUUUUCGAAACUAGAGCCUAUAACAGCUGAAAACUUCAACCUCGGAUGUGCAGGAAAAGCCACAGCUUCGGUCCAAUCCCCCAUGCGAGAUAAAUUGUUCGACUAUCUCAGUUACUGCAUCUACCUGUCAUCGAAUAAUCAUCUUAGCGACUAUUCAACUGCUAAGUUGGUAUCCCUUAUUGCAAAAUACCGUGCCUUUCCUCUGCUGAGAACAAUUUUGCAAUCAAACGACACCGCAGUUGAGAUCUUCAUGGGAAAUCUUCUGAGAAGCGCAGCAGGAUUAGGAGAAGUUGAGAUUUGCGACAUUUUGAUCCAAGCUGGGGCGGAUCUCGAUUGCUUGACUGGAGAUACCGUGCCAACAACAGCUCUUCACCGAGCUCUUGAAAAUGCCCAGAAUGAAUGUGUGACGUUGUUGCUGGCAGCAGGUGCAGAUCCAAACCUGACCGUUGACAAACGGUCCCCACUUCAGGUUGCAUGUUCCGAUCGAUAUCCGAGCCCACUUGAACGAGUGAGGCUUUUGUGCAGCUUCGGAGCUGCUGUGAACCCGCCAUUCAAGUCCUCUCGUCUUUCCCCCCUGCAGUUGGCGAUCCGAGCAGAGGAUACUGAAUUAGCUCGGUAUCUCUUGAAAGAGGGGGCCGAUCCUGAUUUCUUUGCCAAUCCGAAGAGUGGGACACCCCUUCAACUUGCAAGCGCGUUUUCUGAAAAUUCAGGCAUGGCAGAGCUUCUACUUGAAGAAGGUGCAAAUAUCAAUUCACGCUCGGGUUACCAAAAGGGUAACGCACAUGCUGUUGGCACCGAGGAUAGCGAGAUGGAUUCGGAUUCGGAUUCAGAAUCUGAUUUGGAUUUUUAUUACUCUGGCAAUGACGAGGGUGCAAUAUAUCUGGCUGAAAGACUCUCGUUCUCUUUCAUGCCCCCUAUCCUUAUCGCAGCCAUUAGAGAGAACUGGGAGGUUGUUCAGUUUCUGUUGGAUGAAGGAGCCAAGGUAAAUCCUAGCUGGAGAACAUGCAAUACAGAAUUGUUGGAGGAUGAAAUGUCAUCUUACACGAUCCCGGUCUUUACACCGCUACAGGCAGCUGUCCUCGCAAAGAACAUCACCAUGACUCGCAUGAUUUUAACACACGGUGCUCAUAUUGAUGCAAGACCGAAAGGAAAUCAGGGUCACACGGCGCUUCAAAUAGCUGUGAUGGUCAUGAGCGAAAGACUUGUUGAACUGCUCUUGGCAAAAGGGGCAGAGGUUAAUGCUCCUGCAGGCAUACUGUACGGAAAGACUGCCCUACAGGCUGCAGCAGAACAUUCUGACACCAAGAUCCUGAGGAUUUUACUGGAAAAUGGGGCUCAUGUCAAUGCUCUUCCAUCUGAGAGGAAUGGAAAGACAGCUUUGCAGUUUGCAAUAGCAGCUGGAAAUAUUGAGGGAGUAGAAAUUCUCUUGGAUUCUCAGGCAGCUGUGAACACCGACCCAUUUGUCACGGGUGGUGUAACCGCUCUCAAAGAAGCUGCUCGUCUCCAAGACCCAGCAGUUAAGAAAGAAAUACUUCAUCUUUUGAUGCGUGCAGGGGUAGAUACCGAAGUACUCACAAACCAAAGUCGCAAUACUCCUUUACAUUCCUUUGUCGAGUGCGGAGACCUUGAAACGACAAGAAAAUUUCUUGAAAAGGGUGUAAGCCCUAAUCCGGGAUACUCUGCCGAAUCAUAUCUCACGCCUCUUCAAGAAGCUUCAGCACUGGGCCAAGAAAGUCUCGUGGAGCUAUUGAUAAAGCAUGGAGCUGAUAUCAAUGCCCCCGCUGGUCCAUAUAAGGGGCGCACUGCCCUACAGGCGGCAGCUGAGAAGAAUAGGCAGUCGGUGGUGGAUCUCCUCUUGAAAUCUGGAGCAGAUAUCAAGUCCGAAGCUUCCUCUUACAGGGGGCUUUCAGCUAUUGAAGCGGCAGUCUUUCUGACCAAAAAGCAAGACAUCGAGUCUUAG
Penicillium brasilianum is the source of this 2769-nucleotide messenger RNA. NCBI's taxonomy places the organism in Eukaryota, Fungi, Ascomycota, Eurotiomycetes, Eurotiales, Aspergillaceae. The record is from the annotation of a GenBank genome assembly.